CAUUUCCGCAACGCGCUGGUUUUUCCUGGGGAAGAUGGCGACCGUCACAACAGCCACCUCUGAGUGGAUCCAGUUCUUCAAAGAUGCUGGGAUCCCUCCUGGACUGGCAGUCAACUACGCUGUGGCAUUUGUUGAUAACAGGAUUCAGAAAAGCAUGCUUAUGGACCUCAGUAAAGAAAUAAUGAUGGACUUAGGAAUUACAGUCAUCGGGGACAUCAUAGCCAUUCUUAAACAUGCCAAGUAUGUGUAUAGACAGGAUUUGUGUAAAAUGACAACCGAAGCCAUUUCUUCUGGACAGACCAGUGUACAGGCUGAACUGAGACGCACUGCUAACACUCCUGCCACACGCAUGAUUGCCAACGCUUUGAGCCGGGACUCCCCACCAAGCACGCCUGCUCGGCACCCUGACAACCGAUUAUCAGUGACAGUCUCCAAUGCCAGUGCCAAAACAGUGCCCAGCCAACAUGCAGAGGAAAAUGGAUUGGAAGUAAAACACAGACGGGUCACUAGAGAAAUGGAGGGGAAAUACAUCAUAAAUAUGCCAAAAGGCACAACAGCUCGCACCCGACGCAUCCUGGCACAGCAGGACAAAAAAGCUAAGGUUCUAAAGCGUACCUCAGUGUUUGACAGACUUGGGGCCGAAUCUAGGGCAGACACCACUACAACCACUAAGGCGCCUACAGGUGUGUUUAGCCGACUGGGCGAAGCAGAGGAAGACAAAGAGGUUGUUGGGAAGACCAGAGGUGUUACUGGGAUCAUUGAGGAUGAUGACAGCGACGGUGAGGGCUCAGUACUGCAGUACGCCGGCAUCCUAAAACGACCCCCAACUGCUUAGAAAAAUGACACUGUGAUUCCUAAAGCUAAAACCCUCACUCUGCGUCGGCUAGGCACCAAGUACAAACUUCCCCCAUCUGAAGGCACACCACCUAUCUCCUCCUCUACCUCCUCCAGCCAGGAACGGGCACCCAAACUGGGUGUCCUGCAGAGAUUGGGCAAGGCUCCUUCAGUCAACCCUACCUCCUCAACUCCUCAAGUGUGUCAGUCCGCAGAAACCCAGGACAGUCGAGUCACGAGCAGCAAAAGCAAAGCGCAGGGAAGCUUCGCUCUGGCCAGCCCCAAGGUCAGCAGUAGCACGGGUGACAGUCACGUGGCUCAGAUGGAUGCCGGGGCGGUCAGUGUAUUUAAGAGACUGGGUGCUAGGAAAACCUAAUACACAAACACCAGAAAAUGGUGCUGUUUUAAAUCCUGUUUUCCCUUCUAAGCCCCUCUCUCAGUGCCCUGAGUUUCCAUAUAAGAGUGUAAAGUGGUCGAAACUGUAGCACCACUGUUGAUGGUUUUAGAAGUUUAUAUGCUGUACUUCAUGCAGAUUAUGAUAUUAUGGGGAAACAAAGGGUCAGUUGCAAUCAGUUAUUGCACUGUGAAAUUAUACAGAAAGCUUAUUUAAAUUGUGUAACUAUUGUCACGUUUGGUUAUAGGAAUCAUUGUUAUGUCCGUAAAGGCCCACAUCCCAAGUGAUAUAAGAAUUGAUCAGAAUUUGUCAGAUAAGACAGACAUGUACAAUGUGCAUGGGUCCCUAGGACUGAAGUUGAGAUCCGCUCUUCUACUUUUAUACCUACUCUCCUAUGCUCUUGAGAGCAUUUUGAAACAUUUUUCCAGAUUAAAUCACGGAUUUGUAAUACAGAAUUUAGAAUGCAUGGUGUCAAACAUCAGAUUUUUCACUACAGUAGCCAAGAAACCUAAAUGAAAGUAUGUGCUAUGUUUAACACCUCAGAUUACUCAGUUACAGAUUCCUCCAUGAGUUGAACCGGUAAGCCCCUGUUCAGCCAUCCUCAUAUCUCCAUAUUUUUAAUUGGUCUUUAUAAUCACGAACAACCCUUUCAAUGACUUGAAACUGCACGUGUAACCAUUUCCGUUAAUGCGCCUUAUGACCUUAACUGUUACAUUUGUGAAGACAAAAUCACUUCAAAUUACAAUCUCGGACAGUCAGCAUCUUACAGUCUCUGCUUUUACAUUUCCUCAUUUGGAAUUCCAGCCUUACUGAUGUGACCAGGACAAACAGCGCAGAGGUAACAUUGGGAAUAGCGUGCUGUUUUCAAGCAACACGUGUAGGUGGACCCUUGUGUAUUUUUAAGUUUUCACCCCGUACAGUCACUGUAGAAAACAAGUCAUUGUUAUGUUGCAAUAGGAACUCAUAUUUCUGUUUUAUGUUGUUGUAUUAGUUUAUAAUAUUUUUUUAUGAAACCUCUCAAAAGCAAAACUUUCUUACAUUGUGUAUAUUUAAGAAAAAUACCAGAGGAUAAAAAAGGUUUUACCUGGAUACGUUUAUAAAGUAUUUGUGAAGGUUAUUUGUUUUGGGAAUGGAUUUGAAUAUAAAAAGAUAAA
Molecule: messenger RNA, 2382 nt
Organism: Triplophysa rosa
Lineage: Eukaryota; Metazoa; Chordata; Actinopteri; Cypriniformes; Nemacheilidae
Gene: lg12h19orf47
Product: linkage group 12 C19orf47 homolog
Exons: 8
Coding region: 35-835 (266 amino acids)
Cellular component (GO): nucleus
Source: RefSeq, a predicted model, not a curated record